This is a messenger RNA of Notolabrus celidotus (New Zealand spotty), 1931 nucleotides long. Its product is annotated as sperm-associated antigen 16 protein. NCBI's taxonomy places the organism in Eukaryota, Metazoa, Chordata, Actinopteri, Labriformes, Labridae. The record is from RefSeq and is a predicted model, not a curated record. Gene Ontology annotation, molecular function: protein binding. The coding region runs from base 62 to 1756 and encodes 564 amino acids. The transcript is spliced from 3 exons.
GCUCUGCACACAGCUACCAUGGUAACAUGUAAACAAAACUCUGAGAGGCAGAGGAGUCAAAAUGUCAGCCAAGAGGACAGAAAGAGUGGAGCGAGUGGAGGAGGUGAAGACGGAGGUUUUCUCAAAGGAGGAGGAGGAGGAGGAGGAGAGGAGUGAGGAGGUGGAGGAGAACUUUGAGGAGGCGAUGAGGGAGGCCGCCUCCUCCACUGCUUCAAGGAGGAAACACGAUCCUCCAAAACAACAACAACAAACUAUUCCCAAAAUCCCAGAGGCAGUGGACGACUUCCUGAGGAACUUCCUCCGGGGUCUGGGGAUGAGCCGUACUCUGAGCAGCUUUGAGGCGGAGUGGUAUGGCUCGGCUCAGAAGCUCCAGACCGAGUCUCUGAAGAUGACCUCUACUGGUGUCUGCUUCAUCCCUGACGCUCUCACACACCAGCAGCUCCUCCAAAGUGAGCUGGAGGAGGUCUGCAGGGAGACCUACCAGCUCAGGGAGGAGGUCCUGAAGGCCGGGGAGAGCCUGGUGAGGAUGCAGAUUGAAAGGAACUUCCACCGGAUACAGUACAGACGAGCUCUAGAGGAGAAGGACCGGCUGAUGGAGGACCACAAGAGGCUGAGGAAACACCUGCAGUCUUUUGAGCCAGCGCUCAAACAGUUGGACGACAAAUAUCAGGGCGCUCUGUCGCAGAAAAUGCUCCUCAGUUUAGAGAAGGAGCGAGUGAAAAACCAGGAGGACUCUGAAAUCAAGAAAGAGAGAGGCCUCAGGAGUAGCUCACCUGCAAGAUCAACCUUAAGACUUCCAAGGAGAGCAGAGUUCCCUGACCCUCGCCUGGCUCAGGUGAGCUCUGAUGGAGACUAUAAAAGUUCCUUCAGCUUGUCCUGCUCCAUCAGAGCUCACCAGCUCCCCAUCAGCUGCAUCCACCUGCAUCCACGAAAGAUGAUCCUUGCCUCCGCCAGUGAUGAUCGAAGCUGGAGGCUGUGGGCGCUGCCAGUGGAUGGGGAGAAGGUUGGUCAGAUGGUGCUGACAGGUGAGGGUCACUCUGAUUGGCUGUCUGGCUGCAGUUUUCACCCUGAUGGAGCCAAACUGGCGACGACGAGCGGAGACACGACGGUGCGUCUCUGGGAUUUCUCUCGUGGCUGCUGCGUGAUGACGCUCUCCGGUCACACUCAGCCCACCUGGUCCUGCUCCUUCCACUCCUGCGGUCACUUCCUGGCAUCCUGCUCUGCUGACAAAACUACCAAGCUGUGGGACCUGAACAGAGAGAUCAACCAUCUCACACUGCGCCGCCACACCGCCUCUGUGAACAGCGUCUGCUUCCUGCCCUUCUCUGACCUCAUCCUCACCUGCUCCGCCGAUAAAACCCUCGCCAUGUGGGACGCCAGGCUGGGAGUCUGCACCUCUACCUUUCAGGGUCACCAGAACCCCUGUAACCAUGCAGCCUUCAGCCUGGCGGGGAACAUCACAGCUUCCUGUGACUCUCAUGGCGUUAUCAACCUGUGGGACAUCAGGAAGGCGUCAGCAGCUACAGCAGCGGUUGAUAUUGGACCACAGGCCGCCAACCAGGUAGCGUUCAGCCCGUCAGGGAGGACACUUGCUGUUGCGUGCAGCGACAGCAUGGUAAGACUGGUGGAGGUGGAUUCCCUCGCAGUGAGCAGCCUGUCGGGUCACUGUGAUGGCGUGCAGAGUGUGACAUUCGACCACAAGGGGGAGACUGUGAUAUCAGCGGGGAGUGACGGGCUGAUUAACGUCUGGUCAUGACCAAGGAAAGAAAAUGCAGCUUACAGUGUAAGCACCAAAGAACUGCACUUCCUCAGGUGGCCACUAGGGGCUUCCCUCAAAAGUGAGUCAAUCCUCAUAGAGCUCCAUGUUAGAUGUAAGAGUCUGACCUCACAGCAGAAUUAAACAUGACAUCACAGCGUGCUACAAAAACAGU